This is a messenger RNA of Xylaria bambusicola, 1414 nucleotides long. RefSeq names its product alcohol dehydrogenase. The transcript has 3 exons. The coding region runs from base 115 to 1230 and encodes 371 amino acids. The record is from RefSeq and is a predicted model, not a curated record. Lineage: Eukaryota; Fungi; Ascomycota; Sordariomycetes; Xylariales; Xylariaceae. Gene Ontology annotation, molecular function: oxidoreductase activity.
CGCCCCCAUCUUUUUAGUCUCGCAAUUCGGAGCUGUCAAUGUUCGAUAACAGCCAUCUCCGAAUUCGCCGAAUAUCUGCUUCUCUCAUCGGCCGUGAUAAUUGUCAAGGAAAACAUGGCCGGCCUACCCUCGACUAUGCGCUCCCUCGUGGCGCCUAAGUUCUGCACUCCCUCCGAAUAUGAAAUCAUUGACGCACCAUUGCCAACCAUCAAGAAACCUACCGAUGUCCUCAUCAGGGUUCAUGUCGGCGCUAUACAGCCAGGCGACACACAGCGGGCGAAUGGAGCGACAAGGAUACUACCCGGCAAGAUGGUGUUUCCUUUAAAAAUUGGGAUCGAAGGCUCCGGGGUAGUAGUAGCUGUCGGGACAGGUGUGACAAAGUUCAAGCCAGGUGACGAAGUAUAUGCCGUCGCCUUACAAGGACGUCCAUUGGACCUUUUCGCCGAGAACAGCUUCCUGUCGCAAUACGCCGUGACCACCGAAUCCUGCGUGCUGCCUAGGCCCGCUGCCCUAUCUCACGAGGACGCGGCCUCCCUUCCAGGAUACACCCUCGUAGCCUACCAAUGCGUGGAGGCGGGCCUGCGACUCCUGCGUGAGAAUGGCGUCGCGGAUGGUCUGGAAGGUAAGACGGUGUUUGUACCCGGGGCACUCAGCGGUACAGGCUCAAUCGCGAUCCAACUGCUGAAGAACCACUACGGUGUUGGACGUGUCAUCUCAACGGUAUCAACGGAGAAGGUCCUGCUCGUAGAGAAAUACCUCCCAGGGCUUGUAGACCAGGUCGUCGACUAUAAGACUGUGAAAUGUCUCACCGACGCCGUGCCAUCCGGCAGCGUCGAUUUCGUCCUAAACACGCAGUGGGACCUCAUAGGCACUUUCGCCCUUGCCAACCCGAAGAAGGGAGUCGUGGUGUCUAUCAGCAGCGCGCCGCAUCCCAGUCUUUUCCGUGAGAUGUUGCCUACGGCGCCGUUCUGGGUCUUCUGGGCCCUGGCUGUGGUGCAGUGGUACUACGCUUUCAAGUUGCGUGGUACGAAUAUCAAGUACACAUUUGUAUCUGGGGAUUACGGUGUCCAGGAGGAUCUGGAGCGCGCUGGCGAGCUCAUCGCGACAGGCAAGGUAAAAGCUGUCAAGAGGGUAGUGAGUCUCGAGGACAUUGCAACUGUCAGGGAAGAGUGCGAAAAGGUGCACAAGACUAAGGGGGGGAUAGGGAAGUUAGUGAUCCGAAUCCCUUGAAGACGUUAAAUAGCAACCAUUGUUAUCACAGUCAUUAGGCAGUUAUUUCAAUGGGUCGGUAUUUCAUGAAAAGCCUGUCAUUCUUUUUUUUUUUUUUUUCUUAUUUGGUUUGCUUUCUCUAAACUACUAGAAUACACUGAAAAUGAUGACUGGAAUGAAGUUUUCCCUAGACAGGAGCCGGAUU